AUGCCCCCCAGUGGCCGUGUGCUGUCAGGUGUGCUUCAUAUGCCCAGAGCUGUGGCCUUUUCCAGUCAGCGGGCCUUUUACAACAGCGAUGAUGCGCGAAGGAAGAUGCAACGCUUUCAGGACAGAUUCUCAGAGGAUGACUUUGCUGAAGCUCGCUUAUGUCUAGACGAUGCCCGGGAGUCCCAAGGAACCACAUACUUCAAGGACGACAUCGAGGAAGCCCACGAAGCAGUGGAGAAAGUCGCGGAGGUCUAUGAGGAUCUCCUGUCAAACCUGCCUGACGAAGGACGCCGAGAGUUUGAGGACGCCAACAGCCUGAAGAUGAAAUCCUUGAAGGAAGAGCCUCCUGGAUGCAGCAAUGGGAAGGUCUUUCUUCACUGGCUCCAUGUGGAUGAAGAUGAGGCAGUGGGUCAUCCCGCUCAUCCGGAAGCCACCAAUCAGCUGGGGACAUGCUGUGGUGGCAAUCUCACAGAUUCAGAGACAGCCGAAAAGGCCAAACAACUGGACCACUCUGAUGCAGGUCUCACGAGAGAGCUGGUACGUCGCGUGGUGCGAAACACUGGUCUGUCCUUGGGGCCUGAACGAAAGGAAAUCCUAGACACCCGUUUGGACACGCUCGAGGAGUUGGAGUCGGACUUUGGAGAGAUCAAUUCCCACAUGCAACAGCAGCAGAAAGGUCAGGGUCAGUCGGAGGACCUGCAGCUCCAACCGCUUCGAGAGAAAUAUUCUCUGGGAAGGACCAAAUUUGGAGAGGGAGCCUUUGGCACUGUUUGGAAGGGCACGGAUCGGAAAACCGGAAAUGUGGUGGCCAUCAAGCAGAUGAGCAAGGCCAAGCUAAGAAAAGGAGGAGUGAAGCUGCAGGAUAACAUGGGACGGGAGGUGGUAAUGAUGCGAGCGUGUCAGCAUGAGAACAUCGCCCAACUCUUUGGAGUGUUCCAGGAGGAGAAGCAUGUGUACUUGGUCAUGGAAUGUUGCGAAGGAGGUGACAUCGGUGAGCGUGUCAUUAGUCAAAAGGCUCAAGUCUCAGAAGAGCAGUCCGCUGAAUGGUCCCGGCAGAUGUGUGCUGCGGUGGCCAGCCUCCAUGGCAUGCGAAUUUGUCAUCGGGACUUGAAACCGCAGAACUAUAUGCUGGCGCGCGGAUCCACGUUAAAACUUUCAGACUUUGGUCUAGCGGUUUUCGUGCCCAAAGGGCAAAGCCUCAGCGACAAAUGUGGCACGCCUGGUUAUAUGUCGCCUGAAGUGCAUUUAUUGCCUCGCAAGAGCCGAGGUUACAGCUUCCCAGCUGAUGCAUGGGCGCUAGGCCUUUCUAUCUACACGCUGAUCUUCCGGCACAAUCCUUUCUUGGACACCCGAGGUUUCGUGGACGAGACCUCAUUGCCCUUUGCUCGGAAUGUGGCAGCCGAUCGACGUGUUUCUAUUCCAUACUGGUAG
Messenger RNA from Cladocopium goreaui, 1431 nucleotides. Lineage: Eukaryota; Dinophyceae; Suessiales; Symbiodiniaceae. The record is from the annotation of a GenBank genome assembly.